AAUAGAGCUCUCUGAAAGUAUUGGCCCCUUGCAGUGGCGUCACGUUUCCGUUCUCCCCCGUCGCUCCCCGAUACCUGGGGAACAAGCCAACUUUGUUCACAGACUGAAGCCAAGUGAAGAUGUCCGGCGUCUGUUGCUGUUGUCCGGAGAAACCUGCAGCUAAAAAAGCUCUGCUACCGGAUUACUUGGAUAAUCUUAGUCAGAAAGAAGCGAAGGAUAGAUAUCGGCGGAAAUGAGAGUUUAUUAGCGGUUAUGAUCCCAACAAAAUCCCUCGAAGCGACUGGAGUGACGGUGCAGAGGAAACACACGGAAGAGCACUGACACCCUCAGAUAGAGAUUAUUACUAAUAAUGAUAAUUUAGAGAUCUCACUGGCUGAAAGCGGAGCUCCCCCCGGUAGGGGGACCGGAUUUCCCGAGUCUAACACCGGUGUCACGAAUGAUGGAGGGAAAGAGAUCAGACUCACCAGAACCCAGCUGUGUGUCCAUGAAGAGUGAUGGGUCAAUGGGACACCCAAUUCACUUCAGAGACGGAGACAGUCCUGCUGAUCUGAGAAUGAUGGACGGAAAGAGAUCAGACUUGCCAGAACCCAGCUGUGUGUCCAUGAAGAGUGACCGGUCAAUGGAACGCCCAGAUGACUUCAGAGACAGAGACAGUCCUGCUGAUCUGAGACCACAAAAGAAGAAAUCAAACAUCAGCAGAAAUCAGCUGGAGUCCAUAUUCAAGGAGCUGGAAUACAAAGUCAUCAGUGUGAUCCAGAAGGAGCUGAAGAGGUUUAAGAAGCUCCUGAGUCCAGAUUCCCCAGCAUGCUCUGAGAGGGAGGUGGAAGAUGAGGAGGAUCAGAGCAGUGUCAGAGAGGGAGUGCUGAAGAUCACACUGCACUUCCUGAAGAACAUGAAACACACAGAUCUCGCUCACACACUGCGCAACAAACACGUCUAUGUGUAUCGGCAAAAGCUGAAAUCCUACCUGAGAGAGAAGUUUAAAAGAGUUAAUGAAGGAAUCUCACAGCAUGGAAGCUCAGCUCUUCUGAAUGAGAUCUACACAGAGCUCUACAUCACAGAGGGUUGGAGUGGAGAUGUUAAUAAAGAACAUGAGGUGAGACAGAUUGAGACGGCGUCCAGGAGACCAGCAACACAGGAGACACCCAUCAAAUGUAAGGAUCUCUUUAAAGACACGUCCAUCAGAAGUGUGCUGACUAAAGGAGUUGCUGGAAUUGGAAAAACAGUCUCUGUGCAGAAGUUCAUUCUGGACUGGACUGAAGAAGAGAAUCAGGACGUCACCUUCAUGUUCCCACUUCCCUUUAGAGAGCUGAAUCUGAUGAAGGAGAGAAAUCUCAGUCUGAUGAAUCUUCUUCAUCACUUUUUCCCAGAAAUGAAAGAAUUACAAUUCAUAGACUGUGAUAUAAACAAAGUCCUGUUGAUCUUUGAUGGUCUGGAUGAGUGUCGACUUCCUCUGGAUUUCCAGAACAAUGAGAGAUUGUGCGAUGUGACAGAGUCGGCCUCAGUGGAUGUGCUGCUGACAAACCUCAUCAAGGGGAAUCUGCUUCCCUCUGCUCUCCUCUGGAUAACCUCUCGACCAGCAGCAGCCAAUCAGAUCCCUCCUGAGUGUGUAGGCCAGGUAACAGAGGUACGAGGGUUCAGUGAUCCUCAGAAAGAGGAGUACUUCAGGAAGAGGAUCAGUGAUCAGAGCCUGGCCAAUAAAAUCAUCACACACAUGAAGUCUUCAAGAAGCCUCUACAUCAUGUGCCACAUCCCAGUCUUCUGCUGGAUCUCAGCCACUGUUCUCAAGAGAAUGUUGGGUGAAGCAGAGAGUGGAGAGAUCCCCAAGACUCUGACUCAAAUGUUCACACACUUCCUGAUCUUUCAGAUCAAACACAAGGACCAAAAGUACCGUCAGAAAUGUGAGCCUGAUCCUCAGCAGACCAGAGCGAGUAUCCUGGCACUGGGAAAACUGGCUUUCCAACAGCUGGAGAAAGGAAACCUGAUCUUCUAUGAGGAAGACCUGAGAGAGUGUGGCAUUGAUGUGAGAGAAGUGUCAGUGUACUCAGGAGUGUGUACCCAAAUCUUCCGAGAGGAGUUUGGGCUUCACCUGGGGAAGGUGUUCAGCUUCGUACAUCUGAGUGUUCAGGAGUUUCUGGCUGCUUUAUACACAUUUAUCUCCUUCAUCAGCAGAAAAGUAACAGAACAACAAACCACUGAUCUGUCUGAUCUUUUCACCAAAUCAAACAUGUCUGAUUUUCUCAGGAGUGCAGUGGACAAGGCCUUACAGAGUGAGAAUGGACACCUGGACCUGUUCCUCCGCUUCCUUCUGGGUCUCUCACUGGAGUCCAAUCAGACUCUCUUACGAGACCUACUGCCCCAGACAGGAAGUAGCACUCACAGCAAGCAGGAAACAGUCAAGUACAUCAAGGAGAAGAUCAGGGAGAAUCCAUCUCCAGAGAAAUUCAUCAAUCUCUUCCACUGUCUGAAUGAACUGAAUGAUCAUUCUCUUGUGCAGGAAGUACAACGUUACCUGAACAGAGGAGAUUCCAGUCGUCUCAGUAGAGUCAGACUCUCUCCUGCUCAGUGGUCAGCUCUGGUGUUUGUGUUACUGAACUCAGAACAGGAGCUGGAGGAGUUUGAUUUGAGGAAAUAUGACCCAUCAGAGGAAUGUCUUCUGAAGCUGCUGCCAGUGGUCAAAGCCUCCAGAAAAGCUGAUCUGUGUGAGUGUAAUCUGAGAGAGGAAAGCUGUAGAGUUCUGUCCUCAGUUCUCAGCUCAAACUCCUCCAGACUGAGAGAACUGAACCUGAGUUACAAUAACCUGCAGGAUUCAGGAGUGAAGCUGCUCUCUGCUGGACUGGAGAAUCCACACUGUACACUGGAGACACUGAGUCUGUGGGGCUGUAAUCUGACAGAGGAAAGCUGUAGAGUUCUGUCCUCAGUUCUCAGCUCAAACUCCUCCAGACUGAGAGAACUGAACCUGAGAGACAAUAACCUGCAGGAUUCAGGAGUGAAGCUGCUCUCUGCUGGACUGGAGAAUCCACACUGUACACUGGAGACACUGAGGUUGUCUGAAUGCAGGAUUACAGGUGAAGGUUGUGCUGCUCUGGUUUCAGCUCUGAGGUCAAAUCCCUCAUCACACCUGAGAGAACUGGAUCUGAACUACAAUCAUCCAGGAGAAUCAGGAGUGAAGCUGCUCUCUGAUCUACUGAAGGAUCCACACUGUACACUGGAGACACUACAUCUGUGGGGGUGUGAUCUGACAGAGGAAAGCUGUAGAGUUCUGUCCUCAGUUCUCAGCUCAAACUCCUCCAGACUGAGAGAACUGAACCUGAGACACAAUAACCUGCAGGAUUCAGGAGUGAAGCUGCUCUCUGCUGGACUGGAGAAUUCACACUGUACACUGGAGACACUGAGUCUGUGUGGGUGUAAACUGACAGAGGAAAGCUGUAGAGUUCUGUCCUCAGUUCUCAGCUCAAACUCCUCCAGACUGAGAAAACUGAACCUGAGUAUCAAUAACCUGCAGGAUUCAGGAGUGAAGCUGCUCUCUGCUGGACUGGAGAAUCCACACUGUACACUGGAGACACUGAGGUUGUCUGGCUGCAGGAUUACAGGUGAAGGUUGUGCUGCUCUGGUUUCAGCUCUGAGGUCAAAUCCCUCAUCACACCUGAGAGAACUGGAUCUGAAACGCAAUAAUCCAGGAGAAUCAGGAGUGAAGCUGCUCUCUGAUCUACUGAAGGAUCCACAUUGUACACUGGAGACACUACAUCUGUGUGGGUGUAAACUGACAGAGGAAAGCUGUAGAGUUCUGUCCUCAGUUCUCAGCUCAAACUCCUCCAGACUGAGAGAACUGAACCUGAGUUACAAUAACCUGCAGGAUUCAGGAGUGAAGCUGCUCUCUGCUGGACUGGAGAAUCCACACUGUACACUGGAGACACUGAGGUUGUCUGGCUGCAGGAUUGCAGGUGAAGGUUGUGCUGCUCUGGUUUCAGCUCUGAGGUCAAAUCCCUCAUCACACCUGAGAGAACUGGAUCUGAACCGCAAUAAUCCAGGAGAAUCAGGAGUGAAGCUGCUCUCUGAUCUACUGAAGGAUCCACACUGUACACUGGAGAAACUACAAUUUUCAUCCUGAUCUGAUCUGAGUCUCACACACAGAGGAUGAUGAGGAUAAACCCUUACAGUACAAAGUGAUUUGAAAAUCAUCAUCAUUUAGUGAUAAUCAGAUGUGUACAACAUGUCAGCACUUCCACUUCUCUAGUUGUUUGUAAAAAUACACCAGCUGAGAUAAAUAAACUUUAAUGAACUCAACAGUCAUAAAUAUUUUCUUAUUCAUAUCUUUUACAGCAAAACAGAAACUGUUAAUGCACAUCGAACAUCAUUUAAUAGUUUUGUAUGUACAGUAUGCUUCUGUUUUUCCAUUUACAUGCAGCAGAAGGUCACAUUUAUGUUUAAAACACAUCAUAAAUAUCUUAUAGUAUCAGUUCACUGCAGUAAUUUGAUCAUUGCACAAAGUUACACACUGUUUAUAACUGCGUAAAGUAAAUUAUUUUCCUCCUGAAGUUAUAAAUUUCAGAUGAGAGGUUUAAUUUGGUUGACUCUGUACAUAACUAAUGUUUUAAUCGAUUUUUAAAUGCUGUGUUUAUAAAAAUGAAGAUGAUUAUCAAUUCUGUAUUGGAUGUUAGAAAUAUUUGUGUGAAGACACUUCAUUGUGUAUAUGUACUGUGUGUGUGUCAAUACACAUCGAUAUACUGAUUAUUGAUCAGCAUGUUAUUUUCUCGAAGCAUCUUUGAGACACUGAUGGUUUAAAAUUACAUUGAAAUGAAUAAUUUGCUAUAAAUCGCUGUUUCACAUUGUAGACUAUUAUACUCCCAUUUAAUAUUGCGUUAUAAGCAUAAUAGCUUUGGGUGACCACAGGAGGGGAACAGAACAGAUCCUGGAGAUGGAACUGAUCCCCAUCAACCCUGUGACACAUAAUACAGCUCCAUCUAGUGGCUCUUCCUGAUAUGACACUGUGUUGUGGUGUUUUUCCAGUUUCUCUCAUUCGGAUACACACUGUAACGGAAUGAAUUCACCAAAUAACUGAUUCAUUCUGCUCAAAUCUCUGAACCACACAAUAUUCCUUCACAACAAUAAACACAUUCUUAUUGUUCAGCACAGUUUGCAGUUAUACUGCAUUCAUUUUGCAAACUUCUAUACACACUUCUCAACACACUAUGUACUUCUCAUUGUCUCGUUUUUCCUAAACACUGGAGUCACCAAUCAGAACUCAGUGUGUUGAUGGAUGAAACCACAUCUCACCUGUGAAAACCAUUCACUCAGUUUUCUUCAUCACCUGGGGAGAGAUGGUUC
This is a messenger RNA of Neoarius graeffei (lesser salmon catfish), 5328 nucleotides long. RefSeq names its product NACHT, LRR and PYD domains-containing protein 12-like. Gene Ontology annotation, molecular function: protein binding. The coding region runs from base 437 to 4111 and encodes 1224 amino acids. The record is from RefSeq and is a predicted model, not a curated record. Lineage: Eukaryota; Metazoa; Chordata; Actinopteri; Siluriformes; Ariidae. The transcript is spliced from 15 exons.